Molecule: messenger RNA, 1001 nt
Organism: Diuraphis noxia (Russian wheat aphid)
Lineage: Eukaryota; Metazoa; Arthropoda; Insecta; Hemiptera; Aphididae
Gene: CSN8
Product: COP9 signalosome subunit 8
Biological process (GO): protein deneddylation; COP9 signalosome assembly
Cellular component (GO): COP9 signalosome
Source: RefSeq, a predicted model, not a curated record
UUCCAGUCAUGUUUAUCUUGGUCCGUGAGUCGUGACUCGUGACCCGUGUCAUUUAAACUUGAGUAGUCGAGUCUGUUUUCGGGCGGCAAGACGAGCAAUAAUUGGUGUCCAUUCCAAUAUUUCGAAUACUAUCGAAUAAAUCAAAACCAUUGAAUAGUUCAAAUGAUCCGGACUAUCGAAUAAUUCGAUACUACCCAUCAAUAGUCGUAUUAGGACCAAAAGAAAAGUCAUUAAAAACCGUCAAAAGACUGAAGAUCGAUAUUUGAUUUGACCGAAUAAUUUUAGUAUAUCACUAAAUCAUUCGGUCGCGAUCCGGUUACUCGACAGAUUCGUUAAUUUUGAUUCAUUUAGUCGCGAGUCGCGACCAUCGAAACUCUAAGUAUGAUCCCCGAACCACUCGACGUCAGUUUUGUCAUCGAAGAGCUUGAAAACGACGAGAUCCAAGAAGGCAGUCUGACAACCGAACAGUACACCAAAUUGUUUUCCGCCUACUUGUACACCAAUGAACUGUGUGCCGCCAAAUUCUUGUGGCGCCGUGUGCCCGAGUCAAUCAAGUCCGAUCCUGAAUUGCAUAAAGUCUGGUCGAUUGGCAAAGCCCUCUGGACGAAACAUUACACACAAGCAUAUGAACUGAUUGACUGCAAGUGGUCCAAUGUACUAGAGCCCAUCAUGAUUGCAAUCAAACGUCGCAUCCAACAGGACACAUUGAAGUUCAUUAGUAUGCACUAUGAAAACAUACAACUUGACAAAUUUCAAACAUUCAUGGGUGUAGACAAAGAACAAGCUGAGAGAAUAGUGGAAAGUGAAGGUUGGACAUGCAAAAAUGGUUAUGUAAUGCCAAUAGCAAUCAAUGAAUCCGAUUUGGGAUUAGGUGGUAGUCAAGAUAUUCUGGAUAGAUUAGUGACUCUAUCAUCAUUUACGUCUUAUAUUGAAAAUUGAAUCAAUUUACUGUUUGUGUAUUUAAUUAAUUUAAGUCUGAUCCUAACCUAUUAAAAUAAGAU